This is a messenger RNA of Soboliphyme baturini, 634 nucleotides long. The record is from the annotation of a GenBank genome assembly. Lineage: Eukaryota; Metazoa; Nematoda; Enoplea; Dioctophymatida; Soboliphymatidae.
CAGUCACAGCAUACGGCCAACAGACAUGAGGUACAGCCGGAACAAGAUUUCAGAGGACUAAAUAAAAGAGGAGUGAAAAAAAUAGAACGGUCCGGCUCUCCUGCACUACGGUCUUAUUCUGAAAACCGUCGAUCACAAUGAACAGCAGGCGGUUGGUUACAUUCGUCGGGGAACAGCCGCUAUUACCAACCGGAACGACGUCUCGCGGCUCAUAUUUCAUGUCGGCGAUGCGCUUCGAAGACUAAACAGAUCGGACGAAGCUUAUGAAAUUUACGACCUCGCUGCUGCUUAUGGAAUUUUUCCCUCAAAAUAUCAAAGAUCAUUGUAUAACGUGGAUAAUUUGAUAUCAAAGGCUUGGUCAUCACUCGUUCAUAUUAUAGAAAUUUUGAAAUGCAACCUUUUCUUUCAGAUAAAAUUUGUACGAAUGUGGCCGAAAACUCACAUCAUGCCUCAUCAUUCGCUAACCAACUGCGUCCUGCAAGGUCAUCUUGGUCUGAUGGUUACGCCGUCCGCUUCCAUCAGGGUUGGAGAAUUUAUUGCGUCAAAUUUCGAAUUCCAGCUAUUUCUGUCUGUCGAAUUCUGGCAUCCUGAUUUAAAUGCCGAGCAACAAAAGUCGGUGCCGUACAUUUUGUGA